CUCAGGUGGACAUUUCUCCUGAUGCUCAGCUCCCGGUCUUAGCGCCUCCAGGAGUGAACGACAUCUCUGUGGACCUCUGUCCUCCUCUGUAGCCGGGAGAGAGUAAAAGUGCGGCUCCAGUUCCCCAACUUGAACCGCGCCGCGACUAUGUCGGCGGAGACCGCGAGCGGCCCCACCGAGGACCAGGUGGAGAUUCUGGAGUACAACUUCAGCAAGGUCAACAAGCACCCGGACCCCACCACGCUGUGCCUCAUCGCGGCCGAGGCCGGCCUUUCCGAGGAGGAGACCCAGAAAUGGUUUAAGCAGCGUCUGGCUCAGUGGCGGCAGUCGGAAGGCCUCCCCUCAGAGUGCAGAUCCGUGACAGACUGAGGAGAUGGUGGGCUGGUGCCAGGAGCUUCCCUCCAUGAAGACCAUGCACCGUUUCUCUCAGCUUAACCAUCCUUUUUGUUUUUUCAGCAUAGUGCUAUGUGUUUCGUUGUUAGCUGUCCUGCUAUUUAACACGAUGUUGUAUUUUUUAAAUGUAUAUAACUAGGAAAGAAAAUAACUAUAGGAAGCUGUAUGUAGCUUCUGUGUAAAGCCAUGGCUGGGCUGAAAAGUGGCGGCGCUUGCAUUUCCUUUCGGGUCUUGAUGAUAGAUGGCAUGAAAAUCAUCUAAGUAUGCUUUUGACCAUCAUCUCCCCGUACGAGUUUAUUUUUACCAUCCAUUUCAGAGUAGGCAACGCCUCCGUUGAAAAGACGACAUGACCAAGAGGGGGAAGCAUUUCCUUCUGGUUCUAAUUCCCUAAGUUUUCCUUAUGUUGCAUUUAAUACAUGGAGAUUGAGAAUACAGAGGGAUAUUUGAGUCAUUCAGAUUUCAUAAAGCAGUUCCUUGGAUCAUAGCUGCAUUAACUUGAAAAGAACCCAGUUAGGCUGGAAGACAGAAACUCCAAUGGGCAGAAAAUCAAGUAACCAAGGGGGAAAAUAAAAUCCACAGGAGUAUUGAAUUUACCUUACUUAAAUGUAUUUGUUAAAUUUAUUUUACUAAACAAAAUGAACUGCUUUUUGUCUCUGAAAUGAUACUCUAAAUAAAAACCUCUUUGUUGAAAAUGCA
Messenger RNA from Nyctereutes procyonoides (raccoon dog), 1089 nucleotides. RefSeq names its product HOP homeobox (gene HOPX). The transcript has 3 exons. Gene Ontology annotation, cellular component: nucleus. Gene Ontology annotation, biological process: cell differentiation; regulation of transcription by RNA polymerase II. Gene Ontology annotation, molecular function: DNA binding. Lineage: Eukaryota; Metazoa; Chordata; Mammalia; Carnivora; Canidae. The record is from RefSeq and is a predicted model, not a curated record. Bases 148 to 369 code for a protein of 73 amino acids.